AUGACCGAAUCAGCAGGUGCCGUCAUCGGCAUCAACUUUGGCCACUCCUACUCGUCCAUCGCCUGCAUCAACCAGCACGGCCGCGCCGACGUCAUCGCCAACGAGGAUGGCGAGCGUCAACUCGCCACGCGCAUCGCGUUCAACGGCGACCAGGUCUACCUCGCCAACCAGGCCACCCCGCAACUCGUCCGCAACGCCCCCAACGUCAUUGACAACUUUGUCAACCUCCUCGGUCGACCCUUCUCGUCGCUCUCGGAGAGCGAGAAGGCGCGCGCUUCUUCGCCCGUCAUCGACGUAAACGGCGCUGCCGGGUUCAAGGUCGAGAUCGAUGGCAAGGAGACCGUGCUCAGUGUGCACGAUGUGUCGGUUCGUUUCUUGCGCAGCCUUUUCACCACGGCCAAGGACUUCCUUUCCGGUGUGCCUAUCGCGGGUGCUGUGCUGAGCGUUCCGCAGUGGUUCCCCGAGACGCAGAUCGCUGCGUUGAAGAAGGCUGCGGAGGAAGCAGGUCUCAUUGUGCUGCAAGUGAUCCCCGCUUCGGCCGCUGCGCUUGCCGCAUACGGCCUCACCUCCCCCGCUGGACCCGGUCAGCUCCCCGCUCACCCCGACGGCGUCGACUCCGCUCCCUACCCGACCGAAAAGGCGCUCGACCGAACCGUCGUCGUCGUCGACAUGGGCGGUUCUUCCACCGACCUCACCCUCCUCUCUGCCCGCGCCGGUCUCUACACCUCCCUCGCCUACAUCCACGACCCCACCAUCGGCGGCACCGCACUCGACACCGCCCUCGUCCACUUCUUCGCCAAAGAGUUCACCAAGAAGACCAAGCUCACCAUCGCCGACACCGACAAACGUGCCUGGGCCAAACUGCGAAACGAGGCCGAGUUCACCAAGCGUGCGCUCUCCGCGUCCAACUCGGCCCAGUGCAGCGUGGAGAGUUUGGCGGAAGGAAUGGAUUUCACUGGAAGCGUCAACCGGAUGAGGUUCGACAUGUUGGCCGGUGCGACGUUUGGUAAAGUUGUUGCGGGUGUCGAGGCGGUGUUGAAAGAGGGAGGGGUGGAGGCGUGUCAGGUGGACGAGGUGGUGUUGGCGGGUGGAAGUGCGAGGUUGAGUGGGUUGGCGGAUCGAUUGGCUGGAUUGUUUGGUGAGGAGGUGGUCAUGACGGACAGCAUUGAUUCGGAUCAAGUCAUCGCAAGAGGAUGUGCGGUGCAGGCGCAGCUGAUUGCGGCCGCACCCGAAGGGAGCAAGGAGGCCGAAUACAUGCAUGGCAUCCCCGCCAUCCCGGUGAGCUCGGUGGCCGAGUUGAAGGUCGAGACCACCAGCGCACCGUUGGGUCUCGUUCUGGGUGGCAAGGAGUUUGUGACGCUCGUGCCGGCGUUUACGCCUUAUCCGGUUCGCAGGUCGUUCCGCCUCCCCGUGGCUAAGGGCGCCGCCUCGGUCGCGUUGACCCUCGACGAGGGCGUGGAGAGCAUCCUGAUCGAACACGUCGCUCCCGAGGAAGAUGAGGACGACGACGAACCGAUGGAGCCCGAGGAGAUCAAGACUGCCGUCACCAAGCCUGCGGGUAAGGACAUCGCCAAGUUCGAGGUCACCACCCCCGCCAAGGGCGCCAAGAAGGUCGAGUUGACCCUGACGCUGAGCAAGGUCGGCAGCCUGACGAUCGAGGCCAAGGAGGAGGGCGCUAGUGAGGGUGUCAAGCUUGUUCUCUAA
Molecule: messenger RNA, 1704 nt
Organism: Kalmanozyma brasiliensis GHG001
Lineage: Eukaryota; Fungi; Basidiomycota; Ustilaginomycetes; Ustilaginales
Product: Heat shock protein 70 family
Exons: 2
Coding region: 1-1704 (567 amino acids)
Biological process (GO): protein folding
Cellular component (GO): cytosol; nucleus
Molecular function (GO): ATP-dependent protein folding chaperone; ATP binding
Source: RefSeq, a predicted model, not a curated record